UUUAGCAUGGUUAGCUCAAAAUUUCCCUGUGAAGCACUAGUGUUUUUUCUGUGUUCCUUUGUGUUAAGUGAAUUAUUAAACAUUGUUUUGUUUUACCAUAUAUUUUCGUGUUGCUUCAGUUACAGUGAGCGAUGUAGGCGAAAUUAUUUCAGCUAAUUCUCAAGUUAACUUUAGCUGUUCAGAUAGUUAGAAUCCGCAGUCUUCACCGCACCAUCACCAUGACUCUGAUGAGAUGAACUCCUGCCGGUGGUAUCGUUCAAUUAAGAUAUUUCUCGUGUUGUGUGCACGUUUGGUAAGCGCAACCACAGAAUCAGGGGCCACGUCAAACGUCACUGCUAGCCCAACAAAUGGAGAGCCUGUGAGCUCAGCCACCCCUGCUCCUGGCGGUACAGAGGCCACCAGUGUUGGCAUCACUGGGACGGUCACCGUGAACGCCACACUGGACUACAACGCUACCACGGCGCUGAACGUGUCGGAAGCUCCCACUGCAACCACCGUGCCACCUGUGGUGACUCCAGGGGGUUGUCUCUGUGAUUUAAUCCCUGGUUUCUGUGACAUCGGCUGCUGUUGUGAUACAGUUGAUUGCGAUGUUGCUAACUUGAGUACUGUCUUCACCGGAUGUCCACAGAAAGCUGUAUCAGGAGUUUGCAUUGAGAAAUGGCUGAUGUUCAGAGCCAAUGUGAACUCAUCUCUCAUCACUGUGACCGAUUCUUUAUUUUGUGUCCGGUCUGAGGCAGACAGUGCUCCCCAGUCUCUCCCAGCUCUAUCACAGUAUCCAGCUUUGGGGGACUCGUACCACUUCUCACCACCAGCACCUACAAGCAUCAUCCACAGCAGAGAUUUUUACAGAGUUGAUGAUGUCAUCCAGACGUACUUCUCCAGCUUGUCUGUGCGGGGUCUCCUUAAUCAGCCGUGUCCAGGGGUAGCUGCUGCAUUCUGUAUCAACCGCAACCCCGCAAAAUUCUUGAGAUCUGUGUCUCUGUCUUGUACUCGCAUGUUGACUCCUCAGUCCUGUACCACAGACCCAAGUCUCAACGCCAGCAACUACUUCUAUGAUCUGAGCCUGAUCAAGACUCCAAAAGUCAAGACAGAACCCGUGUUAGACUUUCUGAUCCCAGUGACUCCAAUGUCUACCUGGCCUGCACCAAGCCAACAAAACAAAUCGUGUAUUAAUGUAGUGAAAAAGGUGGAGUUUGUAAUAGGAUACACAAACCGAGGAGAACUCACGUAUGCAACAGUAAAUGUAGUCUUAGCUGAUGUGGAUCCAAACCAGUUACUGCUGCAGACACACUCGGUGCAGUUCCAGCUCUCCACACACAGCCCCGCUCCAGGGGGAUUGAUGCCUGCAGACGGACUCAGAGCGGGAUCUCCCAUGAAUGGCCGCUUUACUGGCGAAAUGAUGACACUGACCACGCUGGGGGUUUCCCAGAGUGGAGAGUGUUCCUCUGACCCCAACCGACGAACGCACAUCCUCUUCCCAUACAACACCAUAACUGGCUGCACAUUCAGUUCCCCAUCUAGUGACUGUCCUGAGCUACGGUCCCAGAUUUACAAAAUAUUGCGUGGACUUGCUGCUCCUGAUGAGAUAGCCAUGAAUUCUGGCUCCCAACUGAACUGGACAAGAGUCAUUGCUCAGGAGUGUCCUGUCAGCCCAAAGGAAACAUGUGACUCAGGCUGCGUCCUCCCCAACUCUCUCUCGAUCCAAGUGCUGUGGGCUCGCCAGGGUCUCUUAGGUCUUUACCAGAACUACAUCCUGGGGGCCAAAUACCUUUUCCGGUGUCAAAAUCUCAAAUGUCCAAUUUCAUCCCCUCUGCGUGUAACAACUGAAGUGAUGUUUGUUGACACUACAGUUUACCCAGAACCCCCCAGGGGCUUGCCUCAGCCUAACUGGAAGUUUCCAUUUGGUUUCUUCACUAGAGGCAAAGAUGAGCUGGACGGGCACAUUAUUAACAGCAGUGCUACUGUGAAGGCCACCUGGAGUUCAGUGAUGUUCACAGUCAUUUUGCUAACAGGAAUUGAAAUCUUCACCAGGUAGUUGGAUACUGAAGUUAACAGAGGGCAGUCGGAGAAAUGCUGUUUUUAGGGCUACUUUAUAUGAAUGAAAUGAAUGUUCGUUUUAUUUUAUUGUUUU
Monopterus albus (swamp eel) is the source of this 2131-nucleotide messenger RNA. RefSeq names its product tectonic-3. Lineage: Eukaryota; Metazoa; Chordata; Actinopteri; Synbranchiformes; Synbranchidae. Gene Ontology annotation, biological process: cilium assembly; smoothened signaling pathway. Bases 233 to 2035 code for a protein of 600 amino acids. The transcript has 14 exons. The record is from RefSeq and is a predicted model, not a curated record.